CUCUUCUCCAUUCACCUUUGUGCUGCUGCUGAGGGAGGCCCGCCCUGGUGCCAGCUGCCGCUCGCAGCCUUGGGUGGACAUGAGUAGAGGGGCCAGGGGCUGCCCGUCCUGCACCACCGUGCCCCUGCCUGGGCCUGCCCCACCCCCCUCCACUGAGUCCUCCUUAGGUUAAUUAUAACUCUGACCUAAGUGCCCUGUGACACCACGCCCCAGUGGCCCUGCCGGAGACCCAGCCACCAGGUAGGGGAGAGGCCUAGAGAGGGGUUUCAGCCUUCCCUUGGGUGUGUGUGUGGGGGGGUGUCCUAGGGGAGGAACCUCAGUCCCUCUCCUGCAGGUGUCUGUACCUCUAUGGCCUCCGGUUGACACCCGAGGGGAGAGGGCAGGGAAGGCAGGCUGGGACCCAUCUGGGGCCUGAGGCAGAGCAGGUGCCCCUGGAGACACAGCUGGGCCUGCCCUGGACUCGCAGCUGCUUCCUACUCCCAGGAGCUUUCUGUCCGGCAGGUGCAUGUGGCAGCCAUGCUUCCUACAGACGUGCCCCUCUCCCAUUUGAGCACCUCCCUGCUGCUGCUGCUGCAACUGCUGCACCCUGCAUCUUCCUUCUUCCCCAAUGUCUGGAGCCUCCUGGCUGCCCCUGGCUCCGUCACCCACCAGGACCUGACUGAGGAGGCGGCACUCAAUGUCACCCUGCAGCUAUUCCUGGAGCAGCCGCCCCCAGGCCGGCCCCCGCUGCAUCUUGAGGACUUCCUGGGCCGCACCCUCCUUGCUGAUGACCUCUUUGCUGCCUACUUUGGGCCUGGGUUUUCUUCCCGGCGGUUCCGAGCAGCCUUAGGUGAGGUGUCUCGUGCCAACGCAGCCCAGGACUUCCUGCCAACAUCCAAGAACGACCCUGACCUGCACUUCGAUGCCGAACGGCUGGGCCAGGGGCGCACACGCCUGGCCGGGGCUCUGCGGGAGGCCCUGGUGGCAGCCAGAGCCCUGGACCACACCCUGGCCCGCCGGCGUCUUGGGGCUGCACUUCAUGCUUUGCAGGAUUUCUACAGUCACAGCAACUGGGUGGAACUGGGGCGGCAGGAGCCGCAUCCUCACCUCCUCUGGCCGAGGCAGGAGCUCCAGAGCCUGGCACGAGUGGGCGAUCCUACCUGCUCUGAUUGUGAGGAGUUGAGCUGCCCCGGGAAUUUAUUGGACUUGACGCUCCUCACGUCUGGCUACUUUGGAUCUCAUCCCUCCAAACCUCCAGGGAAAUGUAGCCAUGGGGGCCAUUUUGACCGGAGCAGCUCCCAGCCACCACGGGGGGGCAUCAACAAGGACAGCACAUCCCCGGGCUUCUCUCCCCACCACAUGCUUCACCUCCAGGCUGCAAAACUGGCCCUUCUGGCCUCCAUCCAGGCCUUCAGCCUCCUGAGAAGCCGCCUGGGAGACAGGGGUUUCUCUAGCUUGCUCCCCAGGCUGCUGGAUAUCAGCCCAGCCUCCAGCCUGAGCUUUGUCCUGGACACCACGGGCAGUAUGGGUGAGGAGAUCAGUGCUGCCAAAAUCCAGGCUCGCCACAUUGUGGAACAAAGAAGGGGCAGCCCCAUGGAGCCUGCCCACUACAUCCUGGUACCUUUCCAUGACCCAGGAUUUGGCCCUGUCUUUACAACCAGUGACCCUGACAGCUUCUGGCAACAACUCAAUGAGCUCCAUGCCUUGGGGGGUGGAGAUGAGCCUGAGAUGUGCCUGUCAGCCCUAGAGCUGGCUCUGCUGCACACACCUCCCCUCUCAGACAUCUUUGUCUUCACUGAUGCCUCCCCCAAGGAUGCCGUCCUCACCAACCGGGUGGAAUCCCUGACUCAGGAGCGGCGCUGCAGAGUGACAUUCCUCGUGACUGAAGACCCACUGAGGGUUCAGGGCCGAGCUCGGCGUGAGGUCUUGUCUCCUCUGCGUUUUGAGCCAUAUGAAGCCGUGGCCCUGGCCUCAGGAGGAGAGGUCAUCUUCACCAAAGACCAGCACAUUCAGGAUGUGGCGGCCAUUGUUGGGGACAGCAUGGCAGACCUGGUUACCCUCCCCCUGGAACCUCCUGUUGUGGUGUCUGGGAGGCCACUUGGCUUCAGUGUGGAUGCACUGCUCCAGAGGGUCACAGUUCGGAUCCAUGGGGAGGUCAGCAGCUUCUGGAUCAGGAGCCCGGCAGGUGUCUCCCAGGACCAGGAGGAAGGCAAAGGGCCUCUAGGUCACACGCGCCGCUUUGGGCAGUUCUGGAUAGUUACCAUGAAUGACCCCCCACAGCCAGGGACCUGGGAGAUCCAGGUCAUAGCGGAGGGCAUGCCCCGGGUGAGGGUGCAAGCCCAGACAGCCCUGGACUUCCUCUUCUACUUUGGAAUUCCCAUGGAUAAAGGCCCCCACCCUGGCCUCUACCCCCUGGCUCAGCCAGUAGCAGGCCUCCAGACCCAGCUGCUGGUAGAGGUGACAGGGCUGGGUUUCAGAGGUGACCCCAGAGAUCUUCGGUCGCAUUUCUCCCAUGUCGUCCUUCGAGGGAUUCCAGAAGGGGCUGAGCGGGGCCGGGUGCCCCUGGAACCCAUGGGACCACGGGAGCGAGGUCUCCUGGCCGCUUCACUGCCACCCGCACUUCUGUCCACCACGGGCCCCUUCUCUCUGGAGUUGAUCGGCCAGGAUGGAGAGGGGCAUGGCCUGCACCGAGUGGCCCCCCAGCCCUGCACCGUGGUCCCAGUCCUUCUGGAGCUCAGCAGCUCCCCAGGGUCCCUGGCCCCCGGCAGCAAGGCCCCACUUAGCCUCCAUAUCGCCAGCUUCUCAGGCCCUCAGGAUCUGGAUCUUAGGACAUCUGUCAACCCCAGGUUCCCUCUCACCUUCAACCUCUCCAGGGUUCGCCUGGAACCGAAUGAGUCUGUGUGGGGCCACCUGUGGUUGGAGGUUCCGGACUCAGCCGCCCCAGACUCCGUGGUAAUGGUGACUGUGACUGCGACAGGUCGAGAAGGCAGCCUAGUGCCCCCAACCCACGCCUUCCUCUGGCUCCUGGUGCUGGCUCCGGCCCCGCAGGACCCACUGGCUGCCACUGCCCACGAAUCUGGCCCCAUCCUCCACUCGACCAGCUCUGUGUCCACUUUGGUGACUCGGGGAAGGGCUGGAGGAGGGCGAGUAGGCAUCUGCUGGUGGGGCACAGUUGGAGGAGUGCUGCUCCUGCUAGGCUUGGCCUCCUGGUAACACUACAACCCC
Nyctereutes procyonoides (raccoon dog) is the source of this 3204-nucleotide messenger RNA. It is a transcript of the gene VWA7, whose product is annotated as von Willebrand factor A domain containing 7. Lineage: Eukaryota; Metazoa; Chordata; Mammalia; Carnivora; Canidae. The record is from RefSeq and is a predicted model, not a curated record. The transcript is spliced from 16 exons. The coding region runs from base 517 to 3192 and encodes 891 amino acids.